Helobdella robusta is the source of this 318-nucleotide messenger RNA. RefSeq lists its product as hypothetical. The transcript has 4 exons. The coding region runs from base 1 to 318 and encodes 105 amino acids. The record is from RefSeq and is a predicted model, not a curated record. Lineage: Eukaryota; Metazoa; Annelida; Clitellata; Rhynchobdellida; Glossiphoniidae.
AUGGCUUUGAGGAGUAGUAGUGUUAUUAGGAAUAGCAUUAGCAGUCCCAUAGUUGUGAAUCUCCAUGCAGUCGAACUCGGUCACCCCAAGUACAAAGCGCUACCAGCUCAUAAAAGCCAUACUCGCCUUCGACAUUACCACAUAAAUUUAGAAUAUUUGAAAAUUCGGAUUUUUAAACGAGUUAGUAGGACCAGCAAGCAAAAAAACAGUAACUGUAAUGCUAAACGCGGAGCCGGAUUAAAGGUUAGAUUAGGAAGAGAAGCAAAAUACACCAUCUUCUGUACCCUGUACCACAUCCAACGAUACGAUAUAAAAUAA